Molecule: messenger RNA, 2277 nt
Organism: Fomitiporia mediterranea MF3/22
Lineage: Eukaryota; Fungi; Basidiomycota; Agaricomycetes; Hymenochaetales; Hymenochaetaceae
Exons: 4
Coding region: 1-2277 (758 amino acids)
Source: RefSeq, a predicted model, not a curated record
AUGAAUGACUACGCUACGGCCGCCAAGUUUCUCGCCGAGGAUGGAAUGCGAACGUUACCCAUUGCGUGCAGAUUAGUGCCGCUUGAUCAGUGGCUGGUCACACAUGUAGAUACAUCCUGGAAGAUCAAGGACAUAAAGCAAUGGAUUUUGUCCAAGUGCAAUCUAUGGGAGGACACAUCCGGCGCUCCUCAGCCUCCGCGAUUUAGGCCCGCAUCCCCGGUCACUUUCUCUGCUCCCUCAAGACGAAGCUCCCUUGACUCGGGAUCGUGGGGAGGAACUGAAGAAGGUGCCGAAGACGACGAUUGGGACGCAUUCGCUGCUGUGGAUUAUAAUGCUGAACUGCGUGCUUCGGAGUCAGGGCUUACUUUUGAUACUGCAAAAUCAUCCCUAGCAAAUGCAGCUUCCGAGCAUACUGUUUCAACUACGUCUUUCUAUACCCCGCCUCCGCCGACACAACGGACAAGUACCGAGCGCGACUUCGCAGCAAUGAGCGCACAAUAUACUCUAGUCAGCUUUUCUAAUGGCUUUAUUUUAGAGGAUGAUGCGGACUUGUCGUGGUAUAGACCGCGUCCGUUUGAAUUAAUCGAGGUGCACCGGGCGGGCGGCAUUGUGUCACUUCCGCGCGUUGGAAUCGCGUACGCGGAGCCGUACUUCGAAUCGCCCGUGCGUGUCUCUGAGCGUCCACAUGGAAAGCGCCCCACGCGCAGCUCUGAAGACCAACAGGCACAUUCGGCAGAGUGGAAGGCGCGUUGGGCUAUAGUCCGAGACGGCAUCUUGCAUUUAUGCAAAGAGGCGCAUUCGCCCCCAACGCAUCGAUUCCCGAUCUCCGCUUUAAACACUCUUAGUAGCCCGGAACAUUGUGGGCUAGUUGUUGGUGACAAGGCUUCAAUGACUCGUGUCAUUUGUGCAAAGUUUAAUCGGGUUUCAUUGUCUGGAAGCGGCGUAACUGGCGAGUCUGAUGAAAUGGCUUCGCCAGGUACUCAGCGGAAAAGAAAGCCUAAAACAAGUUCAUGGGUUAUUCUUGACUUGCAAACUCGUAGUUCAUAUGAAAAUUUACUUCGUGUUCUUCAUCGCCUUGCGCCGCACCCACUUCCUUCGACUUUCUUGCCACCGAGAACACCAGCAUCAUCCCCGGUGAUAGCGUCAUCACCGCGGCAACGGACGUCCUCCUCUGAUGCCCUCUCGUCUCCAAUUUUAGAGCAUGGUCUUGCUCCUCCUAUAUCUGCCUUCUUUGGUGUUCAAUAUCCAGAGUGGCGCCUCGCGCUUGUUCAGCGCUGCCGUGCGGCGGGCCGAGGUGCUAUCGGUUCUGCUUUGGCAUUAGCACAGGCAAAUUGUCUUCUCGCAAGCAAUGGUUAUUGUGAAAUGUAUCAUCCACUGCCUCGUGCCCCAAGCAUAUCAGAGGGCUUACGACGAUGUGCCGAGCAGACUUCUAUGGGAUCUGAGGACGAAGGAGUAGGCAGGGAGUCAGACUCGUCUGGACCACACCCAUGGAAGGCUGCGCUUUCGGAAGACGAUGACGAGGAAGGGGAUGACGACGUGGAAAGCGAAGUAGAAUGGGAAGGCUGGAUACGCGAUUUAGCUCGGCGGCCAACUCGUCCCCCACCUUUGAUAUCGACAGUUUCCUCUGGGCAUAAAAGUAUCAGCCCAGGACGUUCGAGGGCUGUCUCACCGUCAUCACCGUCAUCUUCAGAAGCGGAUUACGAUUACGCGGAGAGCGGAGGUACAGCACGAGUGCGCACAUUUUCGUACGCUCCUCCCCUUAGAUCAACCUCAUCUCAUCGGGCGCGCUCCAACACCAUAUCUGCGGCUGGUACGGCACUCGGAGAGACAUACACAUACACGAGUACGACGACUACUACGAUUACGACAUACGUUGACCGGGUCCCUGACUUACUUGCCCCUUCGCCUUCGUCGGCGGCUACCUGGACACAUCACUCAUAUGAAGGACCUGUACAACCUCUACCUUCUCCUACAUCAUCCCCUCGCAACACACCUCGGGCACGACGUGUGCGUGCCCCGAGCGGUUCUGCAACAGGAGGGACACAAUACGGCUUAACUCCGCCGCAGAGUAUUUCGGGUCCGGGUUCUCGCGCUGCAUCGGUCUCAGGAUCUGAGCUCAGUACCAGCGUGGGAGACGUUGGGAGUGGGAGUGGAAGAAACGGAGGUAUUGGUGGAGUGAAACGUAUCGUGCGGGGCGUGAGCAUCCGGAAUGCUUUCAGUACGGAACGAUUUGUACGCGGACUUGAAGAUGCUUUGGAUUUCGUGGAUGGAAGAUAG